UCACACGCUCGGGCCUCGCAGUGGUAGUAAGUCCCCAGCACAGGACGCUCGGAGCACCGCCACCUCGCGCUCACUCCUUUCUACUCCAAGUUCACUCCACGGUGAUUGUUGUUGGUGUGUUUUACUCCUUCAAUUAGAUUCGUGGUGAUCUGAUUGGUGAGAAAAUCGUUGGUUAGACAAAUAAGUCUAAUCUUCUUUGUGCUGUUGGUGCAAAUCUCGGUGCCACAAGGCCAAGCGCUCCAAUUCUGUUCUCGCAACCAAAGUGUCUGUUAUCUCUUGUCAGUGUUUCCACAUGAGAGUGCAAAACACGUGUUGUUCAAUCUCCUAAGAGUGGAAGUUUCAAACAAGGAAUACCACCCACCCUCCCAGUGCACAACCUGACCCGGAGUGAUCUAUCCCUCGCGAAUCGCCGCCGGAAACCAGGUGUCGCCCGCUUCCCCUUCCACUUCGGGAGCAACGUGCCGAGGCUUACGACAGGUGUGGAGCGACGACACGUGCCUCAGACAAUUAAGGGGAUCCAGCACAUGGUGCAGACAACUAUGGCAGCGCCGUUCCCAUACAGUCAGAACGGCGAGGCGGGUGCUGGCGUAAAGGCCGACCCGAGUAAAGAAGGGCCGCCGUUCUCGCCGCCUGGUGCGCCGGGGGCGCCAGCGCCAGGAGCCCCCGGAGCGCCCCCGGCCCCUCAGACCACACCCACCGCUGCCGUCCCGGGCGUACCUGUCACAGUCUCAUCCAGUGGGGCGACGGUAGCGGGGGGAAUGGCAGUACAGGUCCCCGUCGGUCCCCCUGUAGUCGCCAACGGUGUCGAGCAGCAAGCGGUUACUGCGAAUGAAGCAGAAAAUGGUGAAGCAGCAGCUAAUGGUCAACCUGGCACUCCAGCACCCACAAAGGAACAGCCAAAGCGACUCCACGUCUCAAAUAUUCCAUUCAGAUUUAGAGACCCAGACCUCAGAAAUAUGUUCGGCAAAUUUGGCACAAUCCUUGAUGUGGAAAUCAUCUUUAAUGAGCGAGGAUCAAAGGGCUUUGGUUUCGUGACAUUUGCUUCUGCAUCUGACGCAGACCGUGCCAGAGACUCACUAAAUGGCACAGUCGUAGAAGGUCGCAAGAUAGAGGUGAACAAUGCCACUGCCCGUGUUCAGACCAAGAAGCCAACUGCAGCUGUUCCCAAUGUUAUACUCGCUAGAAAUGGAAUGGUGCCAACUGCCGUGGCGGCGGCCCUCCGAGGUGUUGCGAUCCAGCGUGGCAGGGCCCGGACGUAUCCGGCCACUGCCCUUGCACGUCAUCCCACCCCACUAACAGCUGCCGCCACAGCUCUGCAUGGCUACACACCCGGUGUAUAUUAUGACCCCUUCCUAGCAGCGCAAGCGGCAACUGCAACUCCUCUCCAGGUGAAUCCACAAGCAGCUGCAGCCGCAGCUGCAGCGGUGGGCCAGCCUGCUGCUGCCGUUGGUGCGGUCAACCACCCCGCCGUGGGGGCCUCCGCCGCCCAGCUCCUUAAAACACCAACACUUUCUGUCUCAACGGCCCAACAGGCAGGGUAUGCAGCAGCAGCAAAUGCCUACACAGCUGCCGCGGCACGGGCCUAUGGAGUGGCUGCGGCAGCCGCCCAACCUGCAGCCGUAGCAGCUUACCCUACCAUUGCCGCUGGAUCGAUCUAUUACAGUGCCUAUGCUGACAGGCCCUACCCGGACCCAUACAUCGCGGCUGCAUCCGGAAUUGGACCAGUGGCAGGCUACGGAGCGGUCUACAGAGGCAGCUACAAUCGAUUUGCACCAUACUGAGGACUUCACAUGUGCAUUCAUCAAAUAACAUGACAAUGCUGUUAUCAAUUGCUCAUUAGAGACUAUGUUGGUCUGUGUGACUGUAUAAUUAUAUAUAAAAAAGGACUCUGCUCCCAGCCCUUGACCAUCUCUUGUAGGAAAGUCCCUUAGAGUGUUAUCACAUUGCUUGGCUGGCAGAGUCUGGCUGUCAGUGCGACACACGAGGACCAAGUAUCCCCUGUGGCAGCUCAUUAUUGCUUGCUACUUGGGGCUCAUCCAAAAUGACAGCUUAUGGUAAAUGAGGCACAGUUACCUGGAUGCCCCCAUGCCAUGGAUCCAUCAGCAGUUGCUUCCAAAGCCUAAGGACUGGUGGCAGAAUGUUGGUGGUUGUGCGAGUGUGUUGUGUGCCAGACCGGAACUGUUGUUGUUUGAAAGGUGACUGUAGUUGAGUGGCAUCCAGUUUGCACAACAACAGAUGGCUGGGGCUGGAAGGUGGUGUGUUGCCAACCACACCAACCUGACCAACACAUGGACUCUGUGCUGUUGUUACCAUUUUCCCUCUACCAUUUUGUAUGAAGGGUCUUGUAGUGAAUUUCUGAACAAUUUGGAAACCUCAGUUCCAACCCAUGUAGGCCAUUUCUGAGUCAGUGGAGUACCAUAAUUUGUUAUGUUGAGAGUAGGCAUGGCCCAUUUCAUACAGCAAUUAUGAAAUGAUAUAGUGCAUUUUUAAUGUAUUCAACGAAACAUUUGACAAGUGUGACUCAUAUAACCUAUACUUGUACAGUGUAUGUUUACACUCUUAAGAUAUACUUGAUAACCAGUUAUGAAUCUCGACUUCUGAUAGCCCUAUUGAUAUUAGCUAUAGAAUCUCAUUUCCUUUAUUACUUCCACUAAGAGUUUUUAAUUUUUCAUGUCUCAGAGUGCACUGUUUGCACUUGCUAUUUCUGAACGUAAAGUUAUUUUAUACAAGGUGCAAUGUCAGAACAUCAUUCAUCCUAAAGGCAUUGUAUUAAGAAUGUUUUUGGUGUUAUAUAGAUUUUUGUAUGAUGCAGAACCCCACAUAUAAGGUCACAUGUAGGUCCUAAGUCACAAAGGGUAUGAUUCUGUCAAGACAUUUUAUUAUUAUUAUUAUUUUUACUAAUUAUUAUCACAUUAUCAUCAUCAUUGCUAUUGUAACUUGUUAAGUUGGAAAUUAUCUCAUCAGUUGUAGCCAAGACAAUCACAUUCUUAUUUACAAAAUGACAGCAUGGGACUAAAGACAUGAUUACCAUGCUUGGGUUUGCUUUUAUGAAAGUGUGUGGGUUCUCCAAUAUACCUCCUUUUUUUUCUUUUUUUUUUUUUAGGUCAGUACAUUUUUGUAGGUUAAUUCUCCUUUCCCUGUACAAUAUUUGUAAGUUUGCACCAAACUGUUGAAAAUCAAAGUGUUUUAGUGAUGGACAGCACAAUCAUUUUCUCCAUAUGCCCAAAGUGAUGUGUCUUUGUGGAUAUUCACUCUGUGCAUUUCCCAGUAGCUAUGUGAUCAGUCUGUAUAAAUAUGUGAGCCGUUUUCAUUAAUGCUCAUCUUAAUGACAAGUGUAUUCAUUAUGAUAUUAUUGUGUCAUCAGUGUCCGAAGUAUCAGUGACGAGUGUCUUUUCUCAUGUUUUGUAACUGAUGGCUUCUGCUGUGUAUUGCAGUGUGGCAGUGUGGGUGUAAGGUGUAGUGGUGUUCGCACAAACCCUCAGGUAUCUACCGGCUUGACCGAUACGCCCGACUGACAGACUCGCCUACAACCACAUUAGCCACCUGCAAUGUCUUCUUGCACACUUCUCCCUCUUUAUUGUGCAGUUUGUCAAUCAUCCAAUUUGUGUUGCAGUGUCUUGGUUUCUUUCUGCUGUGAACCAUUGUUUUGCUUACCUUUGGGUCAACUUGACACUUCAGGACAAGGAAGUUGCAAUCAUGCAUUUCCCCCGAUUGGCACAAUAUCAAUUAGUCAUUAGGUGCAAUAGGGACUUUCACAACAUUUUUCCGGGUUUUUAAAUAUUUGAUUUUGAGGCAUAUGAAGAUAUAACCUGUCCUAGAUCCUGGAUUGUGACUUGUCCAUAGAGAAGCUGACCACAUGGGGAUUGUCAGAACCAAAGAUAUCAGUAUUUGUCCAGUCUGCAAGUCUCCACUCUGUGCUAUGCUUAAUGCCACUAUCUUAGUUUUAAACGUGCAUAAUGUUUCCUGUAUUUUUUCUUUUCAUUUUUUUUUUCUUUUUUUUAAUUUUGAUCUGAGAGGUAAAGUGGCAGCCUGGAAUCAUUUAAACUGAACCAAAGAUCUACAAUUGUUGUCUUUUGUGCCAUUGUGCAUAUUGAUAUUGCUGCAUUGGGGAUUAAGUGUAGGAUCUAAGCCAAUGUUUUUGACAGAUACUUAUUCAAUUCCCAGCUUUAAAGCUUGUACUUGGCCAGAUACAUUUGGCCCACAAAUGUAGCGGUAUGUACCAUACUUGGCACAAGCCUGUAGACAACAUAGUGCAGCAGUGUUAAAUCUUGUGCAGCUAAUUGUGGUCCUUAUGCUCUUGGAGAUGAAAUGGCAGCCAUUUUUGGAAUAAAAGCAGCUACACCCUCUCAGAGUAAAGAGUAUUGAAGUAAUUAAGGUAUUUACCCUACUCAAGGAAUGCUUGAUAGGUUACAAUUCACAGUGCAGGAAAGAAACCAGACAAUAGAGAUGUCAAGUCUUCCUUUUAGCACAAUGGAUAAUUUGUGUCGUGUUGUGAAUCCGAGCACAAGAGAGAUUAAAUUAUUGAUUCCUUCAGUCAAGCACAAUGGUGAAUAAAUGUGUAUCGUAACGUCCAGUAAGAUGAUAUUUUGUUUGUGUUCAUUAUUCGUAAUCAAUGUAAGAAACUUCACCAUUUUUGUAUAAUGUAUUAUUGUGUAAUGAUAUUUAGUAAUGACAGAGAGUACUAGUUUUAGACAACUUUUUGCUCCUUUUAAACCUGAUUGUGGUACUGUACAAAUCUGCCCUGUGUUUACUCUGUAUAAUAAAUAAAAAUAUGGAUAUUA
Messenger RNA from Penaeus chinensis, 4781 nucleotides. RefSeq names its product RNA binding protein fox-1 homolog 3-like. Bases 525 to 1781 code for a protein of 418 amino acids. Gene Ontology annotation, molecular function: mRNA binding. Gene Ontology annotation, biological process: regulation of alternative mRNA splicing, via spliceosome; nervous system development. The record is from RefSeq and is a predicted model, not a curated record. Gene Ontology annotation, cellular component: nucleus; cytoplasm. Lineage: Eukaryota; Metazoa; Arthropoda; Malacostraca; Decapoda; Penaeidae. The transcript has 13 exons.